AUGGACGCCGCGGAGGACGCCGCGUCGAAGCUCCCGUCCCUCUACGCCGAGCUCGUCGCCAAGUCCUCUCGCGUUGCCGAGCUGCAGGCCAGGAUCUCGGCCCUCGAAACCGAGAACGCGGGUUUGAGGGAGGCCCUGUCGGUGGCGAGGCGAGAAGCAACGGGCAGUACAGGCGAGGAGGAGGACCCAAUCUCUCGUCGAUUGGCGCCAGUUCUACGCGGAAUCAAGCACGAGGUGGUCGAUAAGCGGGGCGGGGGCGUGGCCCGCGACGCAAUUGAGGUCAGCGACGACGAGGAGGGCGCUGCUGCUGUCGGUGCCAACAAAGGGGGAAGCCCGGAGGAGGGCGUGGGCGAAGCCGAUGCGGAGGACGCGGAGGGAGGCGGCGGAAGCAACAGGGAGAGCAGCGCGGGUCUUGAGGAUGAUGAUGUUUCGGUCACGCCGCGGGGUAAGAAGCGUGGCCGUGGGGCGGCGGCGACGCGGGUGGUCACCAGUGAUAGCGAGGAUGAUGGUGGUGGUGAUGUGGAUGGGCUUGGGAGUGGCAAGGAUGACGGCGACGAUCAGGAGGGCCUCAUGAGCAGCAGGAAGCGCGCCUUUCGCCGAGUCAGUGACAGUGAGGAUGAGGAUGGCGAUGAGGGCGUAGCUCCGCAUCAGGCUGGGAGUGGGGAGGAGGAUGUGCAUGAUAUGGUUCCCAUCUAUGAAUUGCUCAAGAGGAGGGGGCCUAGUGGGGACGGUGAUGAAUCGGAUGAGGACAAAGGGGAUUCCGCUCCCGUGACGAGGUGUUCUUCUCAGUUGGUUAAGAGGGUUCCUAGUGAGGAUGAUGAUGAAUCGGAUGAGGCCAAAGGGCAUUCCGCUCCCGUGACGAGGCGUUCUGCUCGGUUGGUUAAGAAUCAUUCAAAAUCCGACCGCGUGUUCCGUGGAGUCAGUGACAGUGAGGAUGAGGAUGGCAAUGAGGAAAUAGCUGCGCCUCAGGCUGAGAGUGGACCCAAGGAGGAGGAUAAUAUGGUUCCCAUCUAUAAAUUGCUCAAGAGGAUGCCAAAAGAGAGGGCGAGUGAGGAUGGUGAUGAAUCAUAUGAGGCCAAAGGUCAUUCCGCUCCUGCGACGAGGCGUUCUGCUCGGUUGGUUAAGAAACAGUCAAAAUCCGACCGCGUGUUUCGUGGAGUCAGUGACAGUGAGGAUGAGGAUGGCGAUGAGGGCAUAGCUGCGCCUCAGACUGAGAGCGGGGACGAGGAGGAUGAUAUGGUUCCCAUCGAUAAAUCAUGCAAGAGGAUGCCAGAAGAGAGGACGAGUGAGGAAAGCGAUGAAUCUGAUGUGGCCAAAGGGCAUUCCGCUCCUGCAUCUAGGCGUUCUGCUUGGUUGGUAAAGAAUCAGUCAAAAGGGCGAAGAGCUGCAUGUCCGGGGCUCCACUUUGUUGAACCACCCAAGGAUGUUGAAGGGAGUGAAGAUGAUAUGGAAGAAGACGAUGAUAUGAAUGAGUUCAUAAAUGAUGGUUCUUCUGAUAACGCUAGUGAUUCUGCUGAGGAAUCCUGUGACGAAUCAGAUGAACCAUCUGUUCUGAAUGAAAAAUCCUCUCCAGGACUAGAAAUGUCUGAUGGUGAGGUGGACUAUAAAGAUGUUAUGGCUUGCAUUGGCCGUAAAAAGAAAGCUAAAGAGUGGGAUUAUGAGGCAGAUAUGCUAGCAGCAUUUGGUGAACAUCCUGAGCUUUGCUUGAAGGCUGUUUGUGCCAUCUACCGGAAGCAAACUGAGGAUGAACAGGUGGAAAAGGCCUCUUUAGUUCAUAAUAAGCAGGGAUUUAGCAACAAAGAUGCCCCAAGGGGAUCUCGCAUAGCAGAAUUUCUUUUGGAUGGUGAUCGGGUUGGUCCACUGAAGAAGACCGUCUCAGAUUUGGACGAGUAUGAUCGUUAUGCUUUUGAGUUCUGUCGCAAGGUGGCUUCACACUACUCAAAACAACUUUUUGCAAUUUACCAGAACAAGGAGGACCCUUACUUUCAUCCAUAG
Messenger RNA from Miscanthus lutarioriparius, 1995 nucleotides. The record is from the annotation of a GenBank genome assembly. Lineage: Eukaryota; Viridiplantae; Streptophyta; Magnoliopsida; Poales; Poaceae.